Molecule: messenger RNA, 1618 nt
Organism: Drosophila busckii
Lineage: Eukaryota; Metazoa; Arthropoda; Insecta; Diptera; Drosophilidae
Product: cytochrome P450 6a2
Exons: 1
Coding region: 27-1550 (507 amino acids)
Molecular function (GO): monooxygenase activity; heme binding; iron ion binding
Source: RefSeq, a predicted model, not a curated record
AACUAGUGAGAGUUGAUCUCGAGAGAAUGUUGCUCGCUUUAUAUUUGCUGCUCGCCCUAAGCGCGUUGCUAACUUACGUGCUAUAUCGCAAUUUAAACUAUUGGAAGCUGCGCAAUGUGCCGCAGGAGCCACCGCAUCCGUUCUAUGGCAAUCUUGUGGGUUUUCGCAAGAAUCGCAUCAUACACGAUCUGAUGCUGGAUUAUUACAAUAAAUAUCGCAAGAGCGGUUUGCCCUUUGUGGGUUUUCACUUUCUGCAAAAGCCGGCAGCCUUUGUCAUCGACACCAAGCUGGCCAAGCAUAUACUAAUCAAGGACUUUAAGAACUUUACGGACCGCAACAUGUUUCACAAUGAACGCGAUGAUCCGCUGACUGGACAUUUGUUCAAUCUCGAUGGCAAGCGCUGGAAGGAAAUGCGACACAAGUUGUCGCCCACUUUCAGCUCUGGCAAAAUGAAGUUUAUGUUUCCCACUGUCAUAAAAGUGUCGGAGGAAUUUAUGAACGUAAUGUUUGAGCUAGUGCCGGCUCAAGCUGGCAGCAGCAUCAUCGAAAUUAAGGAUCUAAUGGCUCGCUUCACCACCGACGUCAUUGGCACCUGUGCCUUUGGCAUUGAAUGCAACACGCUGCGUACGCCUGUGACUGACUUUCGCACAAUGGCCACUAAAGCAUUCACUGAGGUGCGCAAUGGGCCGCUGCUGACAGCAUUCCACUUCAGUUUCCCGCAGCUGGCCAAGAAGCUACGCGUGCGUAAGACGCCCGAGGAUGUGCAUCAGUUCUUUAUGAACCUGGUCAAGCAGACACUUGCCUAUCGAGAGCGCGAGCAGAUAAAACGCAAUGACUUUAUGGACAUGCUCAUAGAGCUGAAGAAGACAGGCAGCUUCACCUUGGACUCCGGCGAGGUGGUGCAUGGCCUGACUGUAGGCGAAUUGGCAGCUCAGGUGUUUGUCUUUUUCCUAGCGGGCUUUGAGACUUCCUCCUCCACCAUGACCUACGCGCUCUAUGAGCUGGCCAAGAACCAAGAUAUACAGGACACAAUGCGUGCGGAAAUCGAAAAUGUGCUGCAGCAGCAUGAAAACAAAUAUAGCUACGAAAGCAUCAAGGCUAUGAGCUAUGUCGAUCAAGUUAUAUCAGAAACUCUGCGCUUGUAUACGAUAGUGCCGCAUUUAUCGCGUAAUGCCUUGAACGACUACGUAGUGCCUGGUCAUCCGAAAUUGGUCAUAGAGCGUGGCACACAAGUCAUAUUGCCCGCCUGUGCCUAUCAUCGCGAUGAAGAUCUCUAUCCCAAUCCCGAGAAAUUCGAUCCGGAGCGCUUCUCGCCCGAAAUGGUCGCUGCUCGCGACUCUGUGGAAUGGCUGCCCUUUGGUGAUGGACCUAGAAACUGCAUUGGCAUGCGAUUUGGCCAAAUGCAAACACGCAUAGGGUUAACACAGCUGAUAAGAAAUUUCAAGUUUACAGUUUGUGAUAAGACUGAACAAAAGCUGACCUACGAUCCAAAAUCAAUUGUGCUGUCUGUCAACGGAAUUUAUUUGCGCGUAGAACGAGUUUUGUUGUAACUGUUAUUAAAUAUUGUUAAAUAUUUAAUUAUGGGCUUGUUAUCAGGGCAUUUAUUUGUAAGCAAACA